Messenger RNA from Fusarium venenatum, 1119 nucleotides. RefSeq lists its product as uncharacterized. The record is from RefSeq and is a predicted model, not a curated record. Lineage: Eukaryota; Fungi; Ascomycota; Sordariomycetes; Hypocreales; Nectriaceae.
AUGACCUUCACUCAAAGAUUCGAUGGUUAUAUUCAACCUUGUACAAACUUGAUCUUCCUCCCAGUCGCUGUCGUGCUAUCUGCAUGGGUUAUCACCAACUGUGCAAAACAAUGGAUGCGCAGUCGUAAACAACGCUCUCAGCCGGUCAAGGUUGAAGCAGUAGUUCCUGAAAAGACACCAAUAAUUGAGCCUUUGCAUGAUUUUGACUGGAAGACGGCACCGAAACGUCAAUUACGACCAUUCAAACCGACAUAUCACAUCACCAUGGCUAUUCAGUCUAACACGCCUUCAGAGUUGAUCACUAUCGAUGAAGACUAUCUUGAUCGCAUCACCCAACGACGUAGCAUCAUCGCUACCCAUGGCCCAACUGUUCAUGGCUGCAUCCCGGAAGGCGACGCAGCAGUAUGUGAACUCUACACUUAUCUCUUAUCUGAACAGCUUCCCACACGUUUCCCGACUAUCUUCCAGCUGUCCCAAGAUAAAUCGAUUUGCAAAAACCUGGCAACAGGAAUGUCUUUCCCGACGCUUCCCCAAGGCAGUGCGGAUGCGGCGCUGCGUGUUCUUGGUGAGACGAUUGAAGAAGAUCUCUUUCUGCUGCGACAGACAUCUGAGGGUCAUCAGUCUAUUGCAUUCAUGUGCUGUUUCCCUUCUGGUUUUGACCCGUCAACUAAACUGGGCAAAACACUUGUCGAAAUCCACGCUCCUGUGCCGUCGUAUGAAAAGAUUGGCUCUAGUAUGGAGAGGUUCUUUGCAAAGCUGGAGGUGGGCAAGAGUGUAAAGCGAACAAAUUGGUCCGUUCAAACACAUACAGAGCUGUUUAAUUGUCAAGGCAAUCACAUUACUGGCGACGAUGCUUAUCAGCAUGACGAAGAUGUAGCUAUCGAAAAGACUUUCCUCCGAAUUGAGCUCCAAACUCUCACCCGUCUACCAAAGACCGGUGCUAUCCUUUUCUCUUUCAAAACCUAUCUUUAUCCAGUCCGUCGGAUCAAAGAAGAGGGUCUUGGAUCUGCUUUUGCCGAUGCUAUCGAGGGUCUGUCAAAGGGUAAUGCGCCAGGAAUGUGGACAUAUAAAAGUGCAGUACGCUGGGGAAGCAGUGUGAUAGAAUAUCUUAGAUCUUAA